This is a messenger RNA of Amphimedon queenslandica, 3129 nucleotides long. RefSeq lists its product as uncharacterized. The transcript is spliced from 5 exons. NCBI's taxonomy places the organism in Eukaryota, Metazoa, Porifera, Demospongiae, Haplosclerida, Niphatidae. Gene Ontology annotation, molecular function: protein binding. The coding region runs from base 388 to 3015 and encodes 875 amino acids. Gene Ontology annotation, biological process: signal transduction. The record is from RefSeq and is a predicted model, not a curated record.
GCCUCCAAGUUAGCCAAUCUUGUAGUUAAGUUGUCAGAAAGGAUUGUGCAUGACAAAAGUCAACUGAAGCUGUUGAAUAUUAUUGCAAACAAAAAAAGGAAGUUUGGGAUAAUAUAAAAGUGAAGAAUGAUGGAUUGGUAGCAUUCCUAAUGUUGCUGAUGCACUGGAUAGGGAACUGCAAGGGAUUAAAGACUGAGCUUGAAGUGCGCCUUUAAAGCUUUACAUAUUUACAAUAAAAAUUCUUUUAAUUCAUUGAUUUUAGGCUGCUUUAUUUAUUUAUUUCCUGUAUUUACGUUAUUAAUGUGUUGGGUGUGGAAAUCUAAAUCAUUAAUUCAUUAAUUUAGUUAUUUUGUUUUCAUGUUUUGACUUUUGGGAAAGAAUCAAUCAAUGGCUGACAACCGAUCUGACAACAGAGAGGAUGAUUAUCUAACUGAACCUGAACCAGUUGCCGUUAGUCCUGCUGCUGAUGAAGGUGGCUCUCGGUUUCUAACAAGCGACGGCAGGGAGUAUGUUUACCAGGAAACAAGUGAUUUUGAUGAUGUCGUUGAGGAUAUACCUGUCUCGCUUCUUAUCAAACCACUUAAGGAGAAGAUAUCCCAUGAAGUAUUUUGGAGGCUCAUUCUCAAUGAAAAGGUUCCAGUGACGACAAGUCUUGUAGCAGUCAUGGGUUUACCUAACUGUGGAAAGACAACAAUUUUGGAAUCAGUUCUUAAACAAAAGAUAGAAUUAAAGGAUGGGGCAGAAUUAGAAAUUGAUCAUUAUUUAAACAGAAAGAAAGAUGAGAAGUGUCUGUCAAUAUAUGAUUUAUGUGCUCUUGGUAGUACACAGCAUACAUUUGCCUGGUCCUUUGCCACCAAUCGAUAUGGAGCAAUUUUUUCAACUCUUUGUGGUCUCAUUCGCCGAAACCCAUAUUAUGUAGCAGAUAUUGAGUUUGAAAUAACCAGCCAGUCACCAAAAUCUGUCAUGGAUAAGCACAUUCGAUGGUUGCAGAACAAGACUAAAGAAUUACUAAAGGGCAUUAAAGAUGACCUUGGCAAGCUGACCCUCAUUCAUGAUGGUGUCUCUUUUAUUAAUGUAAUCGACGUUGGUGUCAAUAAGGCUCUCUACCCAUUCUUAGCUAUGAUGCUGCUGCAUUGCCAUCGGCACAUUCGUCUUGCUUUCUUUUCAAUGAAUAGAGACGGGCCUAAUCUUGAUGAGUAUGCUGACCUACAUUCAGAGCGCUAUGAAGAAAGAAAAGAUGAUGUUUUAGUUAUGAAGAAAAGGUCACGACUCACGUAUCUCCUCCAUUUUGCUACAGUUGGUUACACUCAGCAACAGCGUAAUCAGGAAGAAGAAGUACAAAAUGCAACUGUUAUGGUUGCAACAAGAAAUGAACCGCUUGAAGAUCCCAAGAUAGUGGAUCAAGCAGAAUCGCUUGAAGAUCCCAAAAUAGUGGAUCAAGCAGAAUCGCUUGAAGAUCCCAAAAUAGUGGAUCAAGCAGAAUCGCUUGAAGAUCCCAAGAUAGCGGAUCAAGCAGAAUCGCUUGAAGAUCCCAAGGUAGUGAAUCAAGCAGAAUCGCUUGAAGAUCCCAAGAUAGCGGAUCAAGUCAAAAACAAAAUCAUCAAGCAAGCAGAAUCACAGAAUGUAGAUCAGUUUCUAAAGAACUGGUUAGAGGUUGAUGUCAAUGAUGAACGAUCCAUAGAAAAAUUUGGAGAGAAGAUGGAAGAUCUGAUUAAAUACAAGUACAAGCAGCGUACCCUACUCCUUCCCCUCAGAUGGAUAAUCUUGAGGAGUCUAGUGGUAUCACUUGACAGUAAAGGAGCAAAAGUUAUGAUUUUGCGUAAGAGUUUCAUUAUACAAAAAGCAAUAGAGCUGGAGAUGACAAAGAAAGAGAUUGAUAAUUUUUUAAAAACAUUCACAGAUUUUGGAAGCAUCCUCUACAUGCCUCAGUAUGAAAAAGUUGAAGAUAUUGUCAUUGUCAAUAUUUGGGAGUUCACUCAGUACCUGGACAAGCUUUAUUAUCCUCAGGAAAAAGAACCGUAUGCUGCCAAUCUGUUGAAGUAUGGGAUCAUAUCAGAAUCUUCUGUCAAAAAAAUUUUUUGCAAGCAUCCAGAGAGUGCUGAUGAUUUUAUGACAGUUCUUACAACAAUUGCAAUGGCCUCUAAAAUUAAAAGUGGGAAGUCUAUCCUCAUUGAUGAUCAGCAGCAACCUGAUGAGGUACACUAUUAUUUACCAUUAGCAAGAACCCGUGCAGAAUAUACGCCACCAGAAGAGGAGAAUGAUUAUGCUUUCAUUGAGAUAGAGAGUGUCAACUUCCCAGCCAAUGUACAGGCUUGCAUUAGCUAUGCCAUCAUGGAUAAUAACAAAGAUGCUGCUCUUAUUGCUACAGACUACAGCAACAUCUCACGAUUUCUAUUCCAAUCUGAGAGUGGUCCUCCUAUUUCAAUAGAAAUGGUAUACAAAGGAAGCAAGACAAGAUUAAGAAUAAUGAACAGCUCCAGUGACAUACUCUCAUCUCCAGCAACAGUUAAAGCAUGCAAAAAAGUAAUUACUGGUUCCUGUAGAUGUCUCCAAAGAAAAAUUAAUACGAUACGUGACCUCAAAUACAGUUUUGCUGUUCCCUGUGCAUCUCCUGAAGGUGGAUGUCAUUUUCUCUAUCACAAUUGUGAGCCUCAGCUCUGUGAUGCUUGUUCAGCUGAAAAUAAUUUCAGAUUAUGUUGGAGCAAAGCAGCAAAACAGUGUGACUUGUUAAGCAAAGGUGGCGAAGCAAGAACAAGUGAAAAUGAUCUACUGAGCUUUCAAGACAUUUCUGGCAUUAUUACAGGCAAAUAUGAAUUUGAGGCCUUUAAAAAAACACUGAACAUUGAUGAAAGUAAUUUCCCUGACUUGAGUAGUCUACAAGAUGAGGAUAGCAGGAAGAAGGCAAUGAUGUUGAUGCUCCUAUUGUGGGAAAAACAAACAGACAAGCCUACUAGGCAUGCUCUGAAGGAUAAAUUAAAAGAGAAUGGGUUCAGUGAUAUUGCUGAAAAACUUUGAAACACUAGUAUAGUAGUAUAGCAUAUUAGUCAAAAUAGCUGUUAGUAAAGUUGACCUUAUUUUUGCAUUAUUAUAUUUUUAGCUGCAUUUUCAAUUUUAAAAUAAUAAAUUAUA